GGCCCGGUCCCUCCACGGCCCGGUCCCCACCCACCCAUUCCCACCGAACCCUCUCCACCGCGAGGUAUCUCCCCACCGCGGCCCCUCUGUCUCCACAUCGCCACCGCCCAACCCACUUAUUCCAACCGACCCCGAGACUCCUCAACCCCCCCUCGGCCCAUUCCCUCACCGCGGCCCGGUCCCCCCGGCCUGACGAUGGGCCAGGACCAGACCAAGCAACAGAUCGAGAAGGGCCUUCGCCUCUACCGCUCCAACGAGACGACCAAGGCGCUGCUGACAUGGAACCAGGUGCUGCUGAAGAGCAGGGAGGCUCCAGGCCGGUUCCGGGCGCUGGGCUGCCUGAUCACAGCGCACUCGGAGAUGGGCCAGUACCAGGACAUGAUGCGACUGGCCCUGGGACAGACCGAAGUGGCGCGGCAGAUGGGCGACCCCGACGCCCUGACCGAGUCCUACCUCAACCUGGCCCGCAGCAACGAGAAGCUGUGCCAGUUCGCCAAGACCAUCGCCUACUGCAAGACGUGCCUGGGCACCCAGGGCGGCUCGGUGGGGCUGCGGCUCAACGGGCAGGUAUGCCUCAGCAUGGGCAACGCCUACCUGGGCCUCAGCGCCUUCCAGAAGGCCCUGGAGUGCUUCGAGAAGGCGCUGCGCUACGCCCACAGCAACGACGACAAGAUGCUCGAGUGCCGAGUGUGCUGCAGCCUGGGCGGCUUCUACAUACAGCUGAAGGACUACGAGAAGGCGCUCUUCUUCCCCUGCAAGGCGGCCGAGCUGGUCACCGACUACGGCAAGGGCUGGAGCCUCAAGUACAAGGCCAUGAGCCAGUAUCACAUGGCGACGGCCUACCGCAAACUCUGCCGCUUGAACGAUGCCAUGGACUGUUGCGAGGAGUCGAUGAAGAUCGCCCUGCAGCACCGAGACCGCCCCCUGCAGGCCCUCUGCCUGAUGUGCUUUGCGGACAUCCAUCGUCAGAGCUCCAAAGUCGAGAGAGCAAUUCCGCGAUACGACUCUUCACUGAACAUCAUGACGGAUAUCGGCAACCGUCUGGGUCAGGCCCAGGUGUUGCUGGGCAUUGCCAAAUGUUGGCUGCUAGAGAAGGAGGCAGACAAGAGUUUACAGGCCGUGCGUAAAGCAGAGGAAGUGGCAGAAGAAGUGGGAAAUAAGCUGCUCCUGCUAAAGGCACACUGCUUGUGCGAGGCCAUUUAUCGAGCCAAGGGUUCCCUUCAACUUCUCCGAGACCAUGUUGUCAAGUUCCACGAGUGUAUGGAGGAUAUGGAGUUGUAUUGUGGGUUGUGCGGCGAGUCGAUCGGCGACAAGAACUCCCAGCUCCAGGCGCUGCCGUGUUCCCACCUCUUUCAUCUAAAAUGUUUGCAAUCCAAUGGAACCAGGGGUUGCCCAAACUGCAGGCGGUCAUCUGUGAAGCCAGGUUACGUGUGACAAGAGAGUCCCACUCGCGCCAGAACACGUGAAGACGAACCUUUGUUUUGGCAUCAGCCACGAGUCGUGGUUUCAGAGUGUAGAAGGCAGCAAAACGUCCGGGGAAGAUAUCUCCUGAUCUUAUCUCACCGGAGUCAGAAGUUACCUCACCCCCGGUGAGACCUCGGCCACAGACGGCAUUAGGGUUGGACCAGACGUUGGAAAUCAAAAAAAUGGCCUUAGUUUGUGGGUCUUUUGGAGAAUGAUGAAAACUCCUUGGGGCAUCUGGUGCCAGGCGGUGGUGCGUGUGAGACUGAUGCCUUGGUGUGGUUUAUUGGGUCACUGUCUGAGCAUCUCCCUGGUUUCUGCUCUCUCUGCUGCUGGAGAUGCCAGUACUGCAAUCUGAAGGACGUGUGUUUUUUUUAAUUAUUGUCAAGUGUACCGACGUACAGUGAAAAGUUGUAAUUUGCAUGCUAUACAAACAGAUCAGAUAAAUGAUACAUACAUGCAAAUCAAUUCACACACGAGUACAAUAGACCAAAGGGAAGGUACAGAAUGCAAAAUAUGUCUCCUUUUUAGAUUAACAUUUCAUAGCAUUCAGCAUGAACAGGGAGCACCCCUUGUCUGAUAUUUGUUGAAACAUUUCCUUUCUUGUGCCCAAAAUGAAAUGCUGGAGGAACUGGAGCAGUAUCAGAGAAAAGGCACUGAGGCAGGUCCCGACUGUCGUUUCCCCCCCACGCGGUUCCUCUAGAAGGUUGUUUUAGGCUCCAGAUUCCAGCAUCUGCAGUGUCUGGAGUCACCUCCUCAGUGAGGGUGGGUUGUGUGUGAAGGGGGCAAGGGACAUGGGAUUUUGGAUGGGAUGGAGAGGCAGAGUGCCUGCAAUCUCCACUUUAUCCCCAACUGCACCCCAGCCACAACCUCGCCAUGUCCUGUCCCUGUGAAUCCUGGCACUGUCUUCAUCAGCAACCAUGUCUUAGUCCAACAUCUCAUCCUGAAGGCUGCCCCAACAGACCUGACACCAGCUCAUCCUCCCAACCCCACCCCACCCUGGCAACGUUUCAUCCAUUGUACGUCGACCAUCAACAGCAUUCCACACCUGACCGCAUCAUUCUUCCGCCCCAAACUUUGACGUGGACCUCCCUUAAAGGCUGUGACCCCACUUCAUCCCUGACCUCUGCUGUUCCCCGACAGUCCCAGCCCUGACCGCCAGAGUUGCAGCCACAAUUGGCUGAUUCAAACCUUCCUUGCUCCCUCCCCCAUAGCCCAACCACAGACGAAACCCACCCUCACGGCCCAACUCCAGAACCAAGCCCCCCCCCCCCCC
Leucoraja erinaceus (little skate) is the source of this 2737-nucleotide messenger RNA. RefSeq names its product receptor-associated protein of the synapse, 43kD (gene rapsn). Gene Ontology annotation, biological process: chemical synaptic transmission. Gene Ontology annotation, cellular component: synapse. The record is from RefSeq and is a predicted model, not a curated record. The coding region runs from base 196 to 1434 and encodes 412 amino acids. Gene Ontology annotation, molecular function: acetylcholine receptor binding; protein-membrane adaptor activity. The transcript is spliced from 6 exons. Lineage: Eukaryota; Metazoa; Chordata; Chondrichthyes; Rajiformes; Rajidae.